UGUUCCGUCGGUCGCUUUUCGCCGUUGCACAAAACAAAGUGCACGAACCAGCGCGACCCGCUGAGGAGUCAACAUGAGCUCAGUCGGCCUGAGCUCGAUCGACGUCGUGUGGUCCCUUCUGGCUGGCUGCUUCCUUGCAGCACUGUGUGUUCACCAAAUCUCGAGAACAUACGAAACGAGUCGUCUUCAUAUUUUAUUUCAGGAUCUUAUUCGCUACGGGAAAACCAAGCAGAACCUGAAGCGAGACGACUGGCUGCGUGUGUUCGACGUCCCUAAACGAUGUUUCUGGCACUUUUAUGCCGUCUCAGUUUGCUGGAACGGUUUCCUCCUGGCACUGAACCUGAACCUCACGUUUCAGCAUCAGUCACCCCCAUCGUGGCUCACUGGGAUAGUAGACAUCUUGACAGGUGUACCAAGCACCGACAGCCAUGCCCCGCAGCUAUCUACCCUCCUGGUGCAGCUACUGCUCUGGGUCCACUCCCUCAGGAGGCUGCUGGAGUGCCUGUGUGUCAGUGUCUUCUCUGAUGGAGCAAUGCAUUUGGUGCAGUAUGUCUUCGGUCUGGGGUACUACAUCAUACUGGGCUUGACGGCGCUCUGCUCAGAUCAUGUGGCGAAAGGCACCGGCUCCCUCCUCUCUCAGCUGGACUGCUUCCACGUGGCCGGAGUUGGACUCUUCAUUGGAGCCUCACUCCUGCAGCAUCAAUCCCUGGUCCUGCUGGCCAGGCUCCGCACCGGGAAGUCAGGAGCAGUGGAGACGCUGGCGCACAGAGAGCCAAAGGGAGGCUGGUUUGAGCUGGUUUCGUGCCCACAUUACUUUUCUGAGCUGCUGAUCUACGUCUCACUGACCUUGGUUUUCAGAUGCCUGUCUCUAACCUGGUGGCUUGUCGUGCUCUAUGUGCUCUUCAACCAGGCACUGGCAGCGCAGCUCUGUCACGAGCUUUACAUCAGCAAAUAUGAGUCAUACCCAAGGAAUAGAAAAGCAUUCAUACCUUUUGUGUUUUGAAUAGUCGCCAUCGUGGUGGUCGUCCUGUUCUGUUUCGGGAACAGACAAAUCUUCGACAUAACAGAGGAUCUGCACGUGCAGGAGUAAAAUUCACCUCGACAAAGUGGAGCUGCUCAGUAGCCAACAGGACAACAUGAGGUGUCGCAAGUGUGAACGUGAGUGUCUCCGGGUGAGGAGUGAGCUGCUUCUCAGAGACUGAUGUGAAGAAAUGAGGAAGCUCGCCACAAAACAUUUCAUACAUUUGCUACAGCAAGGCCAUAUUUUUGUUACAACAGAAUACUUUAAUAUAAUGAUAGCAUAUUUUUCCUAUGGCAGCAUGUCAUGAUAUAACAUAUUUUGUUCAAAUAAGCAACUCUUAAAUGUUUGUUUUGUAAGAAUCGUGACACAACAAGUUAUUUUGUUUUGACAAGGAAAUUCUGUUUUUUAUUGUUGUUGGUUUUGGCAGAAAGACAAAUAGUUCAGACUUUUAUUUUAAUUUUCUAUACCUUUUCUUCUGAACUACAAAAUAAAAUCAAGUUUGUCGUAAAUAAACACCACACAAUGGGAAAAAAC
This is a messenger RNA of Scophthalmus maximus (turbot), 1555 nucleotides long. RefSeq names its product steroid 5 alpha-reductase 3 (gene srd5a3). The coding region runs from base 74 to 1003 and encodes 309 amino acids. Lineage: Eukaryota; Metazoa; Chordata; Actinopteri; Pleuronectiformes; Scophthalmidae. Gene Ontology annotation, biological process: polyprenol catabolic process; dolichol-linked oligosaccharide biosynthetic process. Gene Ontology annotation, cellular component: endoplasmic reticulum. The transcript is spliced from 5 exons. Gene Ontology annotation, molecular function: 3-oxo-5-alpha-steroid 4-dehydrogenase activity. The record is from RefSeq and is a predicted model, not a curated record.